Molecule: messenger RNA, 883 nt
Organism: Linum trigynum
Lineage: Eukaryota; Viridiplantae; Streptophyta; Magnoliopsida; Malpighiales; Linaceae
Source: the annotation of a GenBank genome assembly
CGACGGCGGUGGAUUUAUCAUCCGGCAGCAUCGAAGACGACGUCGAUGAUGUCGAAACAUCAAAAUCAAGGCUGAUGGAGAUCCGGCGGCUCUGCCGUCGCUUUUUGAUCCUGCCUCUUCUCCUGCCUUUAGAUCCUUCACUUUUUGCACAACCCAAAAGCAAAGUUCAAAUCUUUAUCCCUCCCUUUCCCUUACUGUGUCAUGAAUGUUGAGGAUGAAAAGCUUCAUGUUUCAGCAGCAGCAGCAACAAGAUCAAGAAAACAUGUCCAACCUCACAACUUCAGCUUCAGGAGAAGCAAGUGUCUCCUCCGGAGGAAGAGUGGAUCAAAACAAUUACCACCCACCUCCAGAAAUCCCACCAUCCAAUCAGCCACCUCCCAAGAAGAAGAGAAACAUGCCAGGCAACCCAGACCCAGAUUCCGAAGUGAUAUCUCUGUCCCCCAAGAUCACCUUGAUGGCAACGAACCGGUUCCUAUGCGAGAUCUGCAACAAAGGGUUUUAGAGGGACCAGAAUUUGCAGCUCCACAGGCGAGGCCAAGUUCCCGGUGAGGAGUAUGGAUCUCAAAGAUAUAAAGCGACGGCAGAGCCGCCGAAGCUCCAUCAGCCUUGAUUUUGAUGUUUCGACAUCAUCGACGUCGUCUUGGAUGCUGCCGGAUGAUAUAUCCACUGCUGUCGGUGCUAAAUCUGGAAAGGGUUUGUGGUGUUUGAUCAGGGUUUUGGCCGGCGCCUGUCCUUGAAGUUCUGCCAAUCGGAAUCGGCAGCGGCAGUGGUGGAGGUGGCGGGGCGCAGCCGAUGAAGAAGAGCAGGGAAGCAAGUCUCAUUAUCUAAAAUAAAGAAAUUAGAUUUUUUAUUUUUUAUUUUUUAAUGAAUGUAAUAAUGAGGU